UUCCCCGUCCCACUCCGUGGCCAUAUCGACAGAUAUGCCCACAAACUUACUGGUUUUCUCUACCCUUACAUCACUAUCACCUUCCCUGAGUACACCGGCGAGCGUCUCCGCCGAAGUGAAGCCUUUACCGCCAUUCAAAACUACCUUGCUUCCCGAAGCACCAUCCGGGCCACGCGUAUGAGAGCGGAGGCGGUCAAAAACAGCAAAUCUCUGAUACUCAGUAUGGAUGAUAACGAAGAAGUUAUCGACGAAUAUGAAGGCGUUAAAAUCUGGUGGACUUCCACUAAAGUUAUGCUCACCAAUAAAAGCUUUUCUCGUUACCCUUCAAACGAUGAGAAACGAUCCUACCAGCUCACUUUCCACCGCCAGCACAGGGAGAUCAUUCUUGAAACUUUUAUACACCACAUCAUGGAAGAAGGCAAGUCGGUGGAGAAGAAGAAUCGGCAACGGAAGCUUUAUAUGAACAGUUCCAAGAACGAAUGGUGGCAUAAAAGCAACUGGAGGCACGUUCCUUUUGAGCAUCCUGCAAAGUUUCGAACUCUGGCAAUGGAUCCUGAGACGAAGCAAGGGAUUAUAAACGAUCUAAUCAAGUUUAAGAACGGAAAAGAGUAUUACGAGAAGGUGGGUAAGGCUUGGAAACGUGGCUAUCUUCUCUACGGUCCGCCGGGUACUGGAAAGUCCACCAUGAUCGCUGCCAUUGCCAAUUUCAUGGAGUAUGAUGUCUAUGAUCUCGAGCUCACGUCCGUUAAGGAUAAUAGUGAGUUGAAAAAGCUAUUGAUUGAGAUAUCGAACAAAUCAAUAAUUGUGAUUGAGGACAUUGAUUGCUCUCUUGAUCUUACUGGGCAACGGAAGAAGAAGAAAACAGAGGAUGAGGAAGAUAAAGAGAUGAAAGACCCUGUUAAGCAGGCGGUAAAAGAGGAGGAGAAACAGAGCAAGGUGACACUCUCUGGAUUGUUGAACUUCAUAGAUGGAAUUUGGUCGGCAUGCGGUGGGGAGAGGUUGAUCAUCUUCACGACCAAUCACAAGGAAAAGCUUGAUGAAGCU
Molecule: messenger RNA, 1044 nt
Organism: Cucurbita pepo subsp. pepo (vegetable marrow)
Lineage: Eukaryota; Viridiplantae; Streptophyta; Magnoliopsida; Cucurbitales; Cucurbitaceae
Source: RefSeq, a predicted model, not a curated record